Molecule: messenger RNA, 468 nt
Organism: Orbicella faveolata
Lineage: Eukaryota; Metazoa; Cnidaria; Anthozoa; Scleractinia; Merulinidae
Product: RING finger protein 215-like
Source: RefSeq, a predicted model, not a curated record
UAGAAUAUUACAACGCUCGAGGCUCCAAGUCUUGUUCUGUCUUAGAAAGGGUGAAGAAGGCAAUGUUCCUUGGUGCCUCGGCAAUAAUUAUCCUUACAUUGAAUCACCGGGUAUUUAGAAAGCUUGACUUGGCUCAGAUGUUUUCAAGACCUGUCAUUAUUGUUAAUGGAACAAGUAAUGUUUCUAAAUUAAAGGAUGCUCUACAAAGAGGGAAGCAAAAACUGAGGGGAAAGAUUUCCUAUAAUUCUUCUCUGGUUGAAUUAAAGGUAAGUGAUGGCUGUGAUAUAAUAAGAGGUUACACAUUAAGGAAAUUAAAAGACUACCUAUUACCAAGGAAUAUUUUAAAGACUUCCUUUCCAACAAUUCAACUGCCUCCACAUCCCAAUAUAGAGAUAGUGAUUACGUGUAUUUUUAGGAACUUGAAUUGAUAUUUUAAGGUCCUAGAUUCAUUCAUUCAUUCUGUUUAUU